AUGCCCCUCAAGAUUAUCAUCAUAGGAGCUGGCAUUGGUGGCUUAACUGCGGCAAUUGCUUUGAGAGAAGAGGGUCAUGAAGUUACUAUUUUCGAACAAACCCAAUUUGCCUCGGAAUAUGGGGCUGCGAUUCAUAUUCAACCGAAUGCGAAUGGAAUAUUGAGAAGAUUGGGUGUAUUUCUAGAGGAGAGCGGCGCGAAUUCUUUGGAUUGGAUGACAGAGUACACAUCAUCAGGUUUGUUGAAUCGAACUAUGGAUCUAGUCGAGGCAGACAAGCAAUGGCAUCAUCCCUGGUUUCUAGCCCAUCGCGUACAACUUCACUCCCAUCUUAAAUCCAAAGCCCUCACAUUAUCCCCCCCACACCUUCCCAUUACCCUCCUCACCUCCCACAAAGUAACCACUCUCGAUCCCACCACAUCCACCGUAUAUUUCUCAAAUGGUGAAUCCUUCACUGGCGAUUUGAUCAUCGGCGCAGACGGUGUCCACAGUCUCACUCGUUCUUUUGUGCAACCUCCAGAAUGCAAAGUCUCCCCCUUCGCCUGUGGGAAAAGUGCCUAUCGUUUUCUUCUCUCCCGUUCCUCCGUUCUAUCUAAUCCCAAAACCGCAAAAUUCAUGCAGAAAGAUGGGGAAUUGAUCAUGUGGUUUGGAACGGAUCGGCGCGUGAUAGCUUAUCCAACUUCUUCAAAUUCUUUACUUAAUUUCGUGUGUUUACAUCCUGAUGCAUUAUCUGAGAAUACCGAUAAUGGAGAAGGAUGGGGAAAGGAAGGUGAUAGAGAGAAUCUGUUGAAGAUUUAUGAUGGUUGGGAUAAAGAUAUGUUGGAACUGUUGAAAAUGGCUCCUUUGUCUGAUUCUUCAGAUACAAGUACAACUGGAACGCUUAAAGUUUGGCGUCUUCUUGAUAUGUAUCCCCUUCCUACUUUUACAAAGGAAAAUCUUGUAUUGCUAGGCGAUGCAGCACACCCGUAUUUGCCUCAUCAAGGUCAAGGGGCCGGUAGCGCUAUCGAAGAUGCUGCUGCUUUAGCUGUUGUUCUUCCGGGCAAUGUGAGGAAAGAUGAUAUUCAAGAACGAUUGAAAUUAUACGAGGAAAUCAGAAUGGGAAGAGCUCAUCGAAUUCAGGAAUUUUCGAGGAUCUUGGGGAGGGAUCCGGUGGAAGGAGAUGAAGUUAUCAUUGAUAUCCGCCAAUUCGUAAACCACAACUUGCAGCAUGACGAAUGGGAUAAUUCGACCCACGAACUCAGAAAAUGGAUGUGGAAACGCAAUCCAGAGCUAUCUACUUACUAUUUGAGACCCGCUAGUUUCGGACCCCUUCCCUCUUCCGAUCUUCCUCAUCAAUAUACAACCAACUCCAUUUCAAAUUCCCACCUUAACCCAACCCUCACGAAGACCACCGCAACACUAACCUUCACCACCUCACGCACCCUCCUCCAAAACUUCUUCCCCAUCGAUUCCAACAACUUUCGUAUUAUCAAUCCUGGAUGUAUCUCCACCGCUUCUUGGCGCUGGACUCGCUGGGUAUUCAAUACAUCCGAAACAUCCGAGAAUGAGAUUGAGAAUGAGAAUUCAGAUACCUCUCCAGAAACAUACGAACAAUUUUGGUUUUGCAUCGAAGAUGUAGAGUACACUACCGACGAUGGAAAAACUCUCAAAGGAAAUUUUGUACCGAUAGUUUUUGAAACUACUUCUAUCUACAGAUCUACGACGCAAGUUAUUAAGAGUGAUGGUGAUGCUGAGAGAGAGGAAGAUCUGGAGAUAGGUACACAUGAACUCCGGAUUUUUAGUCGAGAGACGGGCCAGAGGAUUGGGAAUUUCACGCUUGAGAAUUUGGCAGAAGUGGUGGAAGCACAGGAAGAUGGAGAUCAAAAACAAGCACAGAAUAAGGAUGAAGAAGAGAAAGGUUUCUUAUCAUGGAGAUACGACGAUGAUUUUUCUCUUGCAUCUCCAAAUACAAGUCCAUCACCCCAAGGAAAAAUACACUACAUACCCUCUCUAUCUCCUCCCCCCUCUUCAUCACACACCAUCAAAAAAUCAGCAUCUACAUCCCCAAACUCAUCCUUCAUCUGCAAACAACACAAAGAUCCCCAUAACAACAAAACCACGCCCGAAACCCAGUGUUUCUCAUCGAGUCCGGAAUUUGCACCGCGUCAUCUCGAACAUGGACAGAAGGGAAGAGAUAUCAUAGAACAUAUGGUUGAGAGAUUGGGAGAAGUAUCUUGUUAUGGGGUUGUAGGGGCAAGGAUGGAGGUUGAGGUUCGGGAGAUGGGAGUCCAAGGAGAGUAGUUGUUUAUUCAUCCGUGAAUCAUGAUGCUUCUACGAGCGGGCUCACGUGGAAACUUCAGUCUUGAGUCAAAGUAAAAGUAAAAGAGCUAGAUAUUCUAACUUUCAAGGGAGUUUUGCUUGAGAAUUUCGAAUUUCGAAGUGAACUGGGUAUGUUGUGUAUAUCUGUAUACGAUUAUUGUGUACAUGGGAUUGUGAUUGGGAUUGUAAUAAGGAGAUUUCAGAUUUGUAGAUUUUGAUAUACAAAUAACAAAACACUGAUUGACUGCUU
Molecule: messenger RNA, 2545 nt
Organism: Botrytis porri
Lineage: Eukaryota; Fungi; Ascomycota; Leotiomycetes; Helotiales; Sclerotiniaceae
Exons: 6
Coding region: 1-2277 (758 amino acids)
Molecular function (GO): monooxygenase activity; FAD binding
Source: RefSeq, a predicted model, not a curated record